AUUUCCUACAAUGGAAAACAACGGGGGGGGGAAAAAUGGGCUUGAAAUAAUCAGGUUAUGUUCUGCUCACUACGCUGAAAGAUUUCUGGAGAGCAGAUUAAUACGUUAUUGCUUUGCAGAGAGCAGGAUCCCAGUUCCUCCUGCAAUGCCAUUUGUCUGAGGCACAUUGUGGGACCUGCCAGCACUCCCAGCUCUGUGCUCCCCCCAUGCAGCUCAUUGCUGUGUAUCUCCAUCUGCACUGGGGCAGAGGCUGCAGCUCAAACGAUACCAUUUUUCUUUUGUCAGCUUCAGGAACAAGGCAGCGUUGAACUCUGACAAACCUUGGCACUUGUUACGUGUUUACCUCAUUUGAUUCCUACUGCUCCUCUAAUACACUCGCAUUCCAAGUCGCUCAGCGUGAGGCCAUUGGGAAAACAAAGCCCGUGCUGGAACAUCAGGAAGAAUGCAUGAAAUGUGGGCAAUACAAUGGGCAUGACAUCAGAUUCCAGAUAUGGCAGAUGAUGAAUCAGAGCCUUCCCUGCAUCUGGCAGCUCCUUCCAUCCAACUCAACUGCCCUCAAUCAGCCUUUCUAAGCUAAGGGAGGAAAAUACCCACAGGGAACCUUCAGACGGGGAAAGGGCAGCCCUGAAUCCUCCUACACCCUUGUGUGCUCAAUAUGGGGUUGCAUGGCAGGAUGAUACAAUAGCACGGCUGUAUGCAAGUCAGUGCUGAGAUAUUAGGGAGCUCCUCAGCAUCCCAAAUUAAAUAGGACAGCUUGAAGGUGCUGGGUUUUUUUCUGCCGUAAAAUGAGCAUAGGAGGCUGUUGAGAUACACAGGGAAUAAAGCGGCUUUAUUUGGUCUCAUGUAUUUCCUUGUGCUGUGUGUUAUCCCAGCGUUUCUUGCUGCAGUGGAUGAGGAGAAUCAGUGAUUCACCUUAUGUACAACCCACCCUCCUGUGGUAGGGGGUCACUGCAAUAAACUGAAGGGCAAUGCACACAGAUCAUCUUAGGAACUCUCUGCUAAGCCACCAGCUCACUGAGCCCAUGCUAAUGGUAAAUAGGGGCUAAGCAAAGCUGUGUUUAACACAGGUAUCUAUGGAAGAAGAGCUGCAACAGGAGCCUGGCAUUAAACCCCACCGCCAUGACCCGGCAGCUCCUCCCCGCCGCCAGGGGGCGCUCCGCCAUUCCCCGCCCUCCCAGUAGGGGGCGCUGCUCGGGGCGGAGCGGAGCGGUAAGAAGAGCGCUCUGAUUGGCGGAAAGGACCUCUGCAGGGAUGAGAGCGGCGCGUUGAUUGGUGGCGAGCAUCCGGGAGGAGGGGGGGCUGGUGAAGGCCUGUGCAGCGGCCCCCCCCUUCCCGUGGGUAUUUACUCAUCUUGGCGGGAGGAGGCUUUUCAACCAAUCAGCGCUCUCCUCCGCGCACUGUUACCAGGCAGAUUAUGAUAAUGAGGUCCGGGCGGCCGCCCCCCCCCUCCCGCUCUGCAGCUACCAUUGUGAGGUGAGGGCAGGUGGGGGGGUUUGUGUCCGCAGCGGGGACGGAGGAGGAGACCGGGACUCCACAACAGCACGGGACCCCCCGAGGAAGGACAGACACUGAGGAGCACUUGGAUAUAUGAGAACUAAGGCUGCGCAGAGAGGGAGCUGCAUCUCCAAGUGGACAAAGCACGAGAGCUGAGUUCCUUGAAACAAUGUGUGCUGCUGAUGAAUGAGGAUGCAGAGGAACAGACAGCAGCCGUGACUCAAUAGUCAAUGAGGUUGGAACCCCAGCGUGCUUCCCUGCCCUUCCUGCUGCAAUGAAAGCAUCUCCUUGCCAAGGAACCUCAGGAAAUGCACCAACUCUGCCUUCCAGGCAAGCUGGGCCAUGUUACUGAAGAUCCCGUUGCCUUCUGGAAGUAGAAGCACAGUGAAGAGAUGAAUCUAUUCAGCCAGACAUUCCUCCAAUAGUUAUUUCCCAUCAUGGAGCACCACAGCAGGGAGGAGAUGGACUCGAAAGAAGAAAGUCCUCAAGUGUGGCCUGACUCUGCUGAGCAGGACCAGAAUGCUGCUCAGGUGCACUUCGUUCCGGAAGCAGGGACGGUGGCACAGAUUGUGUACAGUGAGGAGCAGGAGCGUCCCUCCCAGCAGGUUGUGUACACAGCAGAUGGCACCUCGUACACCUCCGUGGACACCUCGGAGCACACGCUGGUUUACAUCCAUCCCGUGGAAGCUACGCAGACUCUGUUUACAGAUCCGUCCCAAGUGGCUUAUGUCCAGCAGGAUGCCACCACGCAGCAGGUAACUGUGCUCUUGCCUGCUGCUGCUCAGAGCAUGAAUCCCACCAACCUGUCCGUGCUCGGCAGCGUUGCAGAAUCCCCCCAGCAAAUGGCUCUGGAGCAGGGUCAACAAGCAGAUAGAGCAUCGUUACCGGUGCAUAACCAGGUGUUACCUCCUAUGGAGGCAGUGGAUGGUUCUGACCCUUUAGCACCGCUGGAGAAUCAGAUGGAAAGGAUGGAAACAAAAGAGGAAGACGAUGAGGAUGAAGAUGAUGAUGAAGAAGGGGAAGACACUGACAUGGAUGAAUGGGAUCCAGAUCCACCCCGACCAUUUGAUCCCAAUGAUCUGUGGUGUGAAGAGUGUAAUAAUGCACAUCCCUCCGUGUGUCCAAAACAUGGACCUUUGCAUCCAAUCCCAAACAGGCCUGUGUUGACCAAGGCAAGAGCCAGCCUCCCCUUGGUGCUCUACAUAGACAGGUUUUUGGGAGGUGUCUUCUCCAAAAGGCGUAUCCCCAAACGCACACAGUUUGGACCUGUAGAAGGACCCCUGGUUAGACAAACUGAGCUCAAAGACUGCUAUAUCCAUUUGAAGGUGUCUCUUGAUAAGGGUGACAGAAAAGACAGAGAUUUGCAGGAGGAUCUGUGGUUUGAACUUUCUAGUGAGGCUCUUUGUAACUGGAUGAUGUUUGUGCGUCCAGCUCAAAACCAUUUGGAGCAGAACCUGGUUGCGUAUCAAUAUGGCCACCAUAUUUAUUACACAACCAUUAAAAACGUGGAGCCCAAGCAGGAGCUCAAGGUGUGGUACGCUGCCUCUUACGCAGAGUUUGUGAACCAGAAGAUCCAUGACAUAUCUGAGGAGGAACGGAAAGUUCUCAGAGAGCAAGAGAAGAACUGGCCGUGUUAUGAGUGCAACCGUCGUUUCAUGAGCUCAGAGCAGCUCCAGCAGCACCUCAACUCCCAUGAUGAGAAGCUGGACUUCUUCAGCAGAGCCAGAGGCAGAGGUCGUGGGCGAGGAAAAAGGAGGUUUGGACCAGGCAGGCGCCCGGGACGCCCUCCCAAAUUCAUGCGUAUGGAAGUAACCAUUGAAAAUGGAGAAAAGAGUGAAGAAGGGACACAGGACUUGCUGCAUUUUUCCAGCAAGGGGCAGUUUGAUGAGGCCAGACAAGCGACACUGAAUGGGCUGGAGCAGCAGGAACAAACUCCAGUGCCAUCAGAGACACAGUCAACACUGGAACAGCAGUCAGAAAACCACCCGCUACAAAUCCAGCCCCAGCAUGAUGAGAGCGCGGUGCCUACGCAGAGCACCAUGACAGCAGAUGACAUGAGGCGAGCAAAGCGUAUCAGGCUGGAGCUGCAGAACGCAGCUCUUCAGCACUUGUUCAUAAGGAAAUCCUUCCGCCCAUUUAAAUGCCUUCAGUGUGGGAAGGCGUUCCGGGAAAAGGACAAACUGGAUCAGCAUCUGCGGUUUCAUGGCCGGGAAGGGAACUGCCCUUUGACUUGUGACAUUUGCAACAAGGGUUUUAUCAACAGCGGUUCUCUUGAGAGCCACAUGAAGUUCCACAUGGACCAGAAAACAUACUCCUGCAUUUUCUGUCCUGAGUCCUUUGACCGCUUGGAUUUACUCAAAGAUCACGUGGCCAUCCAUAUCAUUGAUGGCUAUUUCACCUGUCCUACCUGCAAAAAGCGCUUUCCAGACUUUAUCCAGGUCAAGAAACACGUACGCAGUUUCCAUUCAGAAAAGAUUUAUCAGUGCACAGAGUGUGACAAAGCUUUCUGCCGCCCUGACAAGCUGCGGCUCCAUAUGUUACGACACUCGGACCGCAAAGACUUCCUGUGCUCCACGUGUGGCAAACAGUUCAAGAGGAAAGACAAAUUGCGAGAGCACAUGCAGAGGAUGCACAACCCAGAGAGGGAGGCCAAGAAAGCCGACCGGAUCAGCCGCUCAAAGACUUUCAAGCCUCGGAUCGCUUCCACUGACUAUGAAAGCUUCAUGUUCAAGUGCCGGCUGUGCAUGAUGGGCUUCCGCCGGAGGGGGAUGUUGGUGAAUCAUUUGUCAAAGAGACAUCCAGACAUGAAAAUAGAAGAGGUGCCAGAGCUCACGUUGCCCAUCAUCAAACCCAACAGAGAUUAUUUCUGUCAGUACUGUGAUAAGGUGUACAAGAGUGCCAGCAAACGCAAAGCACAUAUCCUGAAGAACCACCCUGGUGCUGAGCUACCUCCAAGCAUCCGGAAACUGCGCCCUGCAGGCCCAGGAGAGCCAGAUCCCAUGCUGAGCACCCACACCCAGCUGACAGGCACUAUAGCCACCCCUCCAGUCUGCUGUCCUCAUUGUUCCAAGCAGUACAGCAGUAAGACGAAGAUGGUACAACACAUCCGCAAGAAGCACCCAGAGUUUGCUCAGCUCCCUAACACUAUACAUGCCCCACUGGCGACAGCUGUCAUCAGUUCCACUCCUGCAGUCCUCACCACUGACAGCACUACCGGAGAGACUGUUGUGACAACAGACUUACUGACACAAGCAAUGACGGAGCUAUCCCAGACCCUCACAACAGACUAUCGAACUCCCCAGGGGGACUACCAGCGAAUUCAGUACAUCCCUGUGUCUCAGUCCACAACUGGCUUGCAGCAGCCUCAGCACAUUCAACUGCAGGUUGUUCAAGUGGCCCAGGCUACCUCACCUCACCAGUCUCAGCACUCCACAGUGGAUGUUGGACAGCUGCAUGACCCCCAGACAUAUACCCAGCAUGCCAUCCAGGUGCAGCACAUCCAGGUCACAGAGCCAUCACCCACAGCUCAGUCGUCAUCACAGGUUGGGGGUCAGCCUCUGAGUCCCUCCUCACAGCAAUCACAGCAGGAACUCAGCCCCUCACAGAUGCAGACAGCUGCAUCUACACAAAACCAAGCCCUCCAGCAGCAGCAAGGAUCUUCAGUCCAGCACACAUAUCUUCCCAGCACAUGGAAUUCAUUUCGGAGUUACUCAUCCGAGAUUCAGAUGAUGACCAUCCCUCAAGGCCAGUAUGUCAUCACAGAGACAGCUGUAGGUACACCUGUUACCACUGUCAACACAGGGCAAGUGAAAGCAGUCACUCAGACCCACUAUGUGAUAUCUGAAGGUCAACCUGAUCUGGAUGUCAAACAGAACUCAUCGCUCUCCAGUGAGGUGCAGGUCGGUGUUUCCCAGCCACCAACACACACUGAUACGCUGGAAUCUCAAACGAGUAAUCAGCAGCAAACAACCCAGUACAUAAUCACUACAACCACCAAUGGCAACGGGGGCAGUGAAGUGCACAUCACUAAACCAAGAACUUUCUCAGCAGAACACGAAUGAAGAAGCAUUGGGGUGUCGCUCGUAUUUUUCACCUCCUCCAAAAGCCCGAGUAGAUGGGUAUCCUGGAGCUCGUAGGUUUUAAAGUAUUUGCUCACUUCAGCUAAAAUCCUGAAGCUCUUGUUAAUGCUUUAAGAGGGUUUAAGUCCUCAGUGACCAUGAAGAAUUACCCUCAAAAUCCUCCUGGGAUGCCAUUUUAUGCAGCUUUUAACAAAAAGGACAAGAGGAGAAAUGAAACCUCUGGACUUUUUUUGGCAUGUCUGCUGACCCUAAUUUUUUCCUUCUGAGAAGCGUCUCUGGUAACCACCUAUUUCAAUUGUAAGGGAAUAGCUUGCCCAUCUGAAGGCAAAUUUGGCAGAUGAUGUUGUAUGUAUAUUUGUAAUAGGAGCUGUUAAACAAGAGGACAUCAUGUAAGUUGCUGGAAUAUGGCAGAGCUGCUUUCUCUGUCUUUGUUUCAGCAGCCAACGUGAAAGGGAAUAUAAGCUUGAGAGCAGACUUUGUGGAGAAUAGGAGCAGCAGUGAAGCAGUGACUCUUUGCUUAUAUGUGUGGGAAUGGAUACCACAAUGAAGCUGUGACGACAUGCAGAAGCAGUCCAUUAAAUUAUUAUUUUUCCAACCCUCAAACUGUUUACAUGCUGUCUCACCUAUCCUACUUUCCCAAGCAGUUCCGGAGAAAGGAAAAGUGCAGCCUUAUGUUUGGAAUAAAACCAUAGCAGCACGUAAGAAUAGUACGGAGCCACUGUUAUUAUUUUUCCCUCCAGAGUUUGCAGGGCAAAACACCUUUCUGCCCACAAACAGAAAAGGCUUUACCUUUGCCUGCAUAGCAGCUUCUGCUGUGAUCUCUAACAAUAGAUCUGCCAGGAGAAAUGGCUAUAGAAGCGCACCUUCUGAAAACGCAGGCUGGUCGUCUCUGUUGCCACCUGAAAGUUGGACGUAUCUUUCUCUUGAGGACUGGAUGAAGAGUUGGUUUAUGCUGGUUUUCCAUUUACCUUGUUAACAACACACCAAUUCCUUUGGACAGUUACUUAAAGUGACCAGCCUUGGACUCAGGAAACACAAGCAAAACACCAGUGGACCACUAUUUACAGGACACAGAAAGCCAUCUGCAAGAGCUGCCUGCUUUGCUAGACCUGGUCUAUGUACAGAACUGAUGUUAUGUCUGGGGACCAGGACAGAGGGAAAGGUGUCUUUUUUUCUUUUAAGGCAGUGUAUUCUUUUCUUACAUAAUUCUCCUUCACAGGUCGUGUUGGUUAUUUAAUGCUUUUUGGUAUUGCGAGAGUAUGAUUGCAACGCCAUAUACUGUUGAUGGGCUGUACUGUAUGUGUCUAAAUGUUCAUUCAUUCUGCUUGAAACCUCAUCCCAGAAUGUCAGCGCAUAACAGGAUAAGAUUAUUUAUAAACUAUAAAGCAGAGAAGUCUUGUCUUAAUGACCCUCAAGAAAGGCCAGAAGAACUAAGAGAGGAUCUCGGGGUUUUCUUACACUGCAUUGAGUGCAAAUCUGGAACCUCUGGUGUAAUUGCUUCUAUGGAUUGAGAUGGAAUUGAAUCAUGUGAGUGCUGUUACACGUGUUAUACAGGUUGUGGUGCCAGGCCUUACAGAGGCAAAACUCUUAGAUAUGAGAGAGCAUAACACUCAGUCUUGGAAAGCAGAUGUCUUGUUCCUUGCUGGCAAAGCCUUGUAGCAUGUAUUCCCUUGGUAAAUAACAUAUCUAUUAAUAUGGUGUGGAAAUCGUGACCGUGCAUGAUGAGAAAUCCUGAUUGAAAUACUGGCCAGUCCAGAACUGUUUCAAGGUCACUUGCCAAAGUGUAGGUGAAUUUGUGCCUGGGAUUUCACUUCUCAUAUUGCAGCCACGGUAGUGGGGCAUUAACUAAUAAUUGGAGCAUUAAUUGGGUUGGUAAGUAGUUAAAGACCUGAGCUCCCAUUUAGUCAGGUGCAGUGAUGAGCCUUUUGGUUUGGUGGGUUUGGGAGCUCAUUUACUCCAGCAGUGCAGCCGAGCAGCUGUGAUACCCCUUAAUUCAAAUGAAAUCAUGUUGCUGAGCACUUAUUGAAGAACAGUGUUUGUAUGGGAGAAUAGAAAGAAGCUCUUUGCAUUGGCCUUGCCUCACAGAGCCCUUUUUUAGGAGGGGGGUCUGCAUUCAGGCUGCUGUGUUAACAACACAAGUCAAACAUUUGGUAGGUACGAGCAGGAGGGAAGUAGAAGACCUGGAAAUUAAAUCAUUGCAAAUGGAUGCUGAUCUACAGGAGUGUUUUUAAAGUCUUAAAGCCGGAAAUCUUUGGAUGUUAUCAAACUUUAAUGAUUUAACAAAUGUGAAAUUAAGAAAGAAAUGCUUUAUUCACCUUUGGGAAAGGUCACAGAAUGAGGUUGUUUGCUCUUGUAUCAGUUUCUUUAAAGCUGAAAAGUGCAAAUUGUUCCAGAAAACAGUUGUACAACGGCACCUUUGAACUCAUUCCUGCUUUAGUGAACUCCCUGCAAUAGCAGCUACUCAAAGCCAUCAGCUUGACACCAGCAUUAAGCGACUCAUCGUGUCCUCAGUCAAACUGAUGCCUUGUGGAGGGGGAGAAGCACGUCUGGAAAUCAAGUGGUGUGAAUUGUCAUUCCAAAGUAAUGAAGUACAGUGACAGAAUAGAGGGGGGCAGGGAAGCUGAAGGAAGCUAUAAAGAGCUGGUUUUGUUCCCCAUUACCCCCUAUAGGACCCCAAUGGGAUCUGACUGCUUGUGGGGCAGCGUUAUUGAACCGUGUACGUCCAUUGUCCAUACGGUGACUGUUGUGUUCAUAGUCUUUGUGCUCCUGGCUGGAUGUACAAACAACAACCAUGUUAAUAAACCUUUUUCUUCUUGGUUUUUUAAA
Messenger RNA from Coturnix japonica (Japanese quail), 8399 nucleotides. The record is from RefSeq and is a predicted model, not a curated record. NCBI's taxonomy places the organism in Eukaryota, Metazoa, Chordata, Aves, Galliformes, Phasianidae.